Messenger RNA from Cyphellophora attinorum, 1626 nucleotides. Its product is annotated as putative transporter. Gene Ontology annotation, molecular function: transmembrane transporter activity. Bases 1 to 1626 code for a protein of 541 amino acids. The record is from RefSeq and is a predicted model, not a curated record. Lineage: Eukaryota; Fungi; Ascomycota; Eurotiomycetes; Chaetothyriales; Cyphellophoraceae. Gene Ontology annotation, biological process: transmembrane transport. Gene Ontology annotation, cellular component: membrane. The transcript is spliced from 3 exons.
AUGGCGACCAAAGAGAACGUCGAGCCUCAUGUGUUCCAGGACAAGGAAAUCCUUGGAGAUAAGGCCAAUCUGUCUCAUGAGGAAGCAAUGCAUUUCGGCGUGUUGACGCCUGAAGAGCUCGAAACUGAGAAGCACCUCAAAAGAAAAAUCGACAGCUUGAUCAUGCCGAUGGUCGUUCUUGUAUACCUCAUGAACUACAUCGACCGCAACAACUACGCUGCCGCCAAACUACAAGGUCUCGAGGACGAUCUCAACCUCACGCCUGCUCAGUACCAGCUUGGCCUCUCCAUUCUCUUCGUCGGCUACAUCCUAGGACAGGUGCCGUCCAACCUACUGCUCAACCACACGGGCCGACCGUCGCUCUAUCUGGCGUUCUUCACCUGCGCUUGGGGCACAGUAUCUGCUUUGACUUGCCUGUGCAAGAAUUUCGCUGGCAUCGUCGCCUGCAGAUUUCUGCUCGGCAUCGUUGAGGCGCCUUUUUUUCCUGGAGUCCUCUUCUACCUCUCGAAAUGGUAUACCAAGAAGGAACUAAACCUCAGGAUGAGCAUCUUCUACAGCGGCAGCUUGAUCUCCGGAGCCUUUGGCAACCUCAUCGCAGCGGGCAUCCUCAACGGCCUAGGCGGCAAGCGCGGACUCAGCCCCUGGCAAUGGCUUUACAUCAUUGAAGGCGCCAUCACCGUGUGCAUCGGGAUUGCAGUAGCCUUCGUCCUACCCGACUUCCCGCACACCUGGAACCGUCUGACUCCAGAGAUGAAGCACGUCGCAAAUCGCCGUCUCGCCAUUGAAGCAGCUGAAGCCGACGUGGACGACGCGGGCGGCAUGUCCCAGAUCAAAGGCUUGAAGCUCGCGUUCCAAGACGUGACGACCUAUAUCCUCGCCAUCGCCUACCUCGCUACCGUCGGAGCCGCCGGGUUUCAGAAUUUCUUUCCUACUCUGACUGCUACGCUGGGCUACUCCCGAACGAUCAGUCUCCUGCUUUGUGCGCCGCCAUAUAUCUUCAUCACAUUCUGGGCACUCGCGCACAGCGUGUACAGCGACAAACUUAGCAAUCGGUUCUGGUUCUUCAUGUAUCCCAUCCCCAUCACGAUCAUUGGCUUUGUCAUCUUUAUGGCCUCUGAUAAUUUCGGGGCAAAGUACUUUAGCUUGUUCUUGAUGUGUUUUAUCUUCAGCAUGAAUGGCACGACAUACGCCUGGAUCGCCGGCGCGAUCCCACGCCCCCCAGCAAAACGAGCUGCUGGUAAGUCCCUCGCCACCACCUUCUGCUCCGUCCCCUCUCCACCUCUUAGUCCGAACACUACUGAUCCCCCACUCCCAGCAUUCGCAUUCAUAAACUCCAUGGGCAACUCCUCCUCAAUCUGGACCCCCUUCACCUACCGCCCCCAAGACCGUCCGCACUACCGGCCCGCCCUCGGCAUCAACAUCGCCCUCCAACUCAUCGCGGGCGUCUGCGGACUGUGGCUGCGCUGGGUUCUCACGAAGCGGAAUAAGAGAUUGGAGAGGCUGGAGAACGAGGAUGUGGAACUCAGUGAAAAGGAUCUGGCGCGGUUGAGGAAGACGGCGGAGGUGGAGGGGAUUGAUCUUGCGGCGGCGAGGAGGUUGCAGAAGGGCUAUCGGUAUAUGAUUUAA